AUGAGAUGGGUCUUCCUUGUCUACCACACUGGAAUUAAACCAGAAAUUAAGUGUGAUGCUGGAGCUAAAAAGUUUCAGACUAAAAUCUGUCUUCUCCAGAACAGGAAAAAUCUUGAGUCAUAUUUAGUUAUGGAUGAGGAUGAGGAGGCGUUACACCUCGCCAAGCGGAGGAAGCUGCUGUGCUCCGAGUUCGCCGCCAUCACCAGCAGCGACGCGGCGGUGGCGCGCAGCUUCUUGGCCGGCAACGACUGGCACAUGGAGAGGGCGCUGAACGCCUAUUUCGAGCCACCGCUGGAGGAGAAGGCGGCGGAGGAGGCGGCGGCAGGCGGGGUGCCGCCGGCCUGCGCGGGGCCCGGGAGCUGUAUUGACCUGACAGCAGAUGCAACUACUAGUAAUGCCGGUGUCAAUAGUGCAGACUUGAGGCAAGAAGAAGAUGACAGCAGCUUCUCACUGAUAACCUGGAACAUUGAUGGGCUGGACCUAGGAAAUCUAAAAGAACGAGCUAGAGGAAUCUGUUCUUACCUGGCGUUAUACAGUCCAGAUGUCGUGUUUUUACAAGAGGUCAUCCCACCACAUCUCUCUCUUCUACAGAUGAAAGCAGGCAGUUACACUAUUAUUCCAGGUAACAUAGAUGGCUAUUUCACUGUCAUAAUGUUGAAGAAAUCAAGAGUGAAGCUACUGAAACAUGAGAUAAUACCUUUCCCAACAACCUCCAUGAUGAGGAACCUUUUGGUUGUGCAUGUGAGCAUAUCUGGUAAUGAAAUUUGCCUUAUGACCUCUCAUCUGGAAAGCACUAAAAAUCACUCUAAGGAGCGUGUGAAGCAACUGCAAAUAGUGUUAAACAAAAUGCAGAAGGAGUCCGAAUCCGCCACUGUUAUAUUUGGAGGGGAUACAAACCUCCGAGACAGCGAGGUUACUAAACUAGGUAACUUACCUAACAACAUUACGGAUGUCUGGGAGUUUUUGGGUAAACCUCAACACUGCCGCUAUACUUGGGACACCCACUCCAAUACCAAUCUGGGUGCAGAGUACAAGUGCAAGAUGAGGUUUGACCGCAUUUACUUUCGGCCUGCAGCAGAUGGGGGACAUAUUAUUCCACGAAGUAUGGACUUAAUUGGAUUGGAAAAACUAGACUGUGGCAGAUUCCCUAGUGAUCACUGGGGUCUUCUGUGUAACUUUGAUGUGAUAUUGUAAAAAAGAAAAAAGGCUUGCAUUGUUAGUUUUUAGGUGAUCUGUUCUUGUUUUUACAAAAUUUUACCCUCUCAGUUUAAGUAGGAUGUAUUUAAAUCUUCAACCCUAACACAUUCUCCGCUCUUGACUUAUGCUGGAAUGGCUUCAUUUCAAGCCGGGGUCCCCUUUUCCUCAUUGUAUGCAUCUGUUCUUGAAUCACGUUUUUUAAAUAUUUAUUUUUAACAAUGUAUGCAAAUAUAAAAACAAAUUCUAGUUUUAAGAUGGGAGGAAAAACCUGUAAAUAAAAUUCAUAAACAUACUUGGUGGCUUAAAAGAUGCUUUUAUUUUGGCAUGUGUUAUAAUCUCAUAAUAAAUGCUUUUCUU
Molecule: messenger RNA, 1554 nt
Organism: Nipponia nippon (crested ibis)
Lineage: Eukaryota; Metazoa; Chordata; Aves; Pelecaniformes; Threskiornithidae
Gene: TDP2
Product: tyrosyl-DNA phosphodiesterase 2
Biological process (GO): double-strand break repair
Cellular component (GO): PML body; cytoplasm
Molecular function (GO): protein binding; single-stranded DNA binding; 5'-tyrosyl-DNA phosphodiesterase activity
Source: RefSeq, a predicted model, not a curated record